AUGGAACGCCGGUUUUCGCGUGAUAAAGACCUACAAGUGGAAUACUGCAAGUUCAUGCAGACUUAUUUGAAUCUGGGACACAUGGAGCGUAUCCCUGAUGAGAAAAUAGAACCUACGUCGGGAAGUGUUUUCUAUUUGCCACAUCACGCUGUGAUCACAAACAAAAUUCGUGUUGUUUUUGAUGGGUCUCAUAAAGAUACCAAAAACUGUUCUCUUAAUGAAAUGCUUCAUAUAGGAACUCCUCUUCAACGAAAUUUGGUUAACGUUUGUAUUCGUUUUCGUCUUCACCGUUUCGUAUUUUGUGCUGACAUUGUUAAAAUGUUUCGGCAAAUUUGGGUGCAUCCAAAGCAUCGGGAUUUUCAGAGGAUAGUUUGGAGAGAAUCCCCUGAUAGUCCAAUAUCGCAUUUUCGUUUGGCUACGGUAACAUAUGGUACUUCACCUGCUCCAUAUUUGUCCAUGAAAGUUCUCCGUCAAAUAGCGUUUGAUUACAAACACCAGUUUCCCUUAGCAUCACAUGCAGUUUUGCAUGACAUGUAUGUUGAUGACCUAAUGACGGGGGCUGAUUCGCUGUCGGAGACUUUGGAGCUGAAGAAGCAGAUCUUCGAGAUGUUGUCGUGUGGAGGUCUUGAGCUCAGCAAGUGGAGCUCUAAUUGUUGGGAAAUAUUGCGUGACAUCGACUGUAAAGAAGUUGUUUCACUGGAUUUGGAUAGUUCUUCUGAGUGCACCAAGGAGCUGUGGACCACCAAGACGAAAAUUGAUUGGGAUGAUCCUUUGCCCUUUGAAAUCGCAGAAAAAUGGAAGCUGUAUCGGGAGAAUUUAACCUAUUUUGAAAACUUUAGGAUUUUUCGAAGGUUUACCCAAAAUUCUAAAAGCUUGGAGUUAAUAGGUUUUUCGGAUGCUUCGGAAAAGGCUUAUUCUGCAGUGGUUUACUGUCGUAGUUGUUCGGAAGAUGGUGUUGAAGUGAAGUUAGUCGCCGCCAAGACUCGAGUUGCUCCAGUAAAGCAGUUGUCUAUUCCACGCCUGGAACUUUGUGGGAGUCUCCUUUUGUGUCGUUUAAUAGAACUUAUUCGGUCGUCAUUAGAUGUGAAACCAGUUAGAGUAUCUGCGUUCUGUGACUCUCAAAUUGUUUUGUCAUGGCUUUCAUCCUCGCCACGAAAAUGGAGUACGUUUGUAGCGAAUCGUACCUCUGAAAUAUUGUCUUCGUUACCUCGCUCGUCUUGGAGUCAUGUCAGUUCAUCUGAAAACCCUGCUGAUUGUGCUUCGCGGGGCCUCUCGCCUAAGGAUUUGAUGGAACACAAAUUGUGGUGGAACGGGCCAGAAUGGCUGGUUCAUAGUAUUGAUGAGUGGCCAAAUCAUUGUGAAACUAAAAUAGAAGAUAUUCCUGAAGAAAGGAAGAAAGUCCAUACAGUUCACGUUUCGGUUGCGGUGGAGCAUUUUCUUGACAAAAUUUCGCUUAAAAUUUCUAGUUGGAGGAAAAUUGUGAGAAUAGUUUGCUAUAUUCGUCGCUUCAUCUAUUUUUGCCGUUUGCCUAAAGGUGAUAGAAGGUGUGGAUAUCUUUCGCUCUCAGAGCUACGCCUUGGUAAAAUAAUCUGCCUCAAGUGGACUCAAAGAGAGUUUCUUAGAGAAAUCAAAAGUCUUAAGACUGACCGUUGUGUUGACAAGGCCUCAAAAUUGUGUUCGCUUUCGCCUUUUAUUGAUGUCGUCGGUUUAUUGCGUGUCGGUGGUAGAAUUUCAAAUGCUAAAAACGUUCCCUUCGCGAUUAGACACCCUAUUAUCAUGCCUAAAAAUCAUCCAAUAACUCUGUUAAUUCUCUUAGAUGCUCACAGGAACUUUUUACAUAUCGGUGUUUCUGGACUUUUUGCACUGAUUCGCCAGGAGUUUUGGAUCCUCGGAAGCAGAAAUCUUAUUCGAAAACUAGUUCAUGACUGUCAUACGUGUUUUCGUCAACGGAAAAUUACAUCAACGCAGCUUAUGGGAAAUUUACCAUCAUCUCGCGUAAAUCCAUCAUUUGCUUUCGCCCACACAGGAUGUGAUUACGCUGGCCCGAUAACUCUUCGUUCAUCUAGAGGAAGGAAACCAACGUUGUCCAAAGGGUAUAUUUCAUUAUUUGUCUGUAUGACAACUAAGGCGCUGCACCUUGAAUUAGUAUCGGACCUGACCACAGACGCCUUUUUGGCUGCCCUAAAAAGAUUUAUCGCCAGGCGUGGUAGAUGCAGCGUUUUGUAUUCCGAUAAUGGUACGAACUUUCAAGGAGCGGCUCGUGUGCUAUCAGACAUGUAUAAACUGGUGCAGUCCCAAAAUCACAACAAAAAGGCUGCAGAAAUGUUGGCUGGAGAAAGCAUCGAUUGGAAGUUUAUUCCUCCUCACAGCCCUCACUUUGGUGGGCUUUGGGAAGCGGGGGUUAAAUUAGUAAAACAACAUCUUCGGCGAGUAAUUGGUGAUAGUGUCCUUACCUUUGAAGAAAUGUGUACCUUGCUAGCCCAAAUCGAAGCCCUUUUAAAUUCUAGGCCCCUUUGUGCUUCUUCCGAUUCAGAUCUUGAUCCAUUAACGCCUGCUCACUUUCUUAUAGGUAGACCUUACACGGCGAUUCCUGAGCCAAGUUAUUUGGAAUUACCCAUUAAUCGAUUGGGAAGAUGGCAGCUACUACAAAAUAUGAUGCAAGGCUUCUGGCGAAGGUGGCAUACCGACUACCUCACAUCUUUGCAGCAGCGACCAAAAUGGAGAGAAGACCUAAAAGAUUUUGAAGUUGGUGACAUGGUCAUUCUGAAGGAAUCUAACAUGCCACCAUCCCUAUGGUCCUUAGGAAGAAUAACCGCAGUUCAUCCAGGUGAAGAUGGACACGUACGGGUGGUUACAUUGCGCACCAAACGAGGCACUUUCAUGCGCCCUAUAACCAAACUUGCCCUCUUGCCAUGUCCUGAAAUUCCUUCAGCGGGGGCGGCAUGUUGA
Molecule: messenger RNA, 2949 nt
Organism: Eupeodes corollae
Lineage: Eukaryota; Metazoa; Arthropoda; Insecta; Diptera; Syrphidae
Exons: 2
Coding region: 1-2949 (982 amino acids)
Biological process (GO): DNA integration
Molecular function (GO): nucleic acid binding
Source: RefSeq, a predicted model, not a curated record